Molecule: messenger RNA, 991 nt
Organism: Saccostrea echinata
Lineage: Eukaryota; Metazoa; Mollusca; Bivalvia; Ostreida; Ostreidae
Exons: 1
Coding region: 1-981 (326 amino acids)
Source: RefSeq, a predicted model, not a curated record
AUGAACUUAUCCCUACGAGUUCUAAAACUAACACUUGCCUGUGCUCUAGGCAUCGUAACCAUCAUCAUUAUCAACAAUAGGUACAGCUCAAGAAAUGUUGUCAUUCAGACCAACGCAUUAACAGGCGAACAAACGUCACAAACAAAAUGUGGCGAACAUGACGAUGACUUUCGAUUUUCUGGAUUGGAGACCGUCAAACCUUUGACAGAAAAAGUCCCCAUGAAAUUUCGAAGCAAGGAAGCGUCAUGUUCACAAAAGAAUUUUUUGAAACUAAACGAUCAGCUAACUUUUGAAGAAACAAGACGAAAAAUGGAGUGCGCAAGAAACUGGGUCAAGGACCACAAACAGGGAAGUGAUGCGUUCUGGAUGGGGAAUACUCAGUAUAUUCGUCACUCACAUCACACGUACUUAAAUAAGGAUAGCACGGUUUUCGAUAUUGGCGGAAAUAAAGGCGAAGAUGCAGAGGCCAUGAUAAAAAGAUAUAAUCCCGGAACUUACGUCAUACUGGAGCCAAUCAAAACUCUGUUUUCAAAGCUGGUCAGAAUGUUUGAAAGCAACAAAAAAGUCACAUUAUAUAACUUUGGUCUGGCCAGAAAAGAUGAAAAGUUCUACGUAAAUGUCUUAGGCCAUGGAGGAGAUGCUACGUCCAUUUUUUCUGGAAAUGAUAAUGGCGGAAGUUGUUUGCUACGAGUCGUAAACACAACCCAGUUUCUUUUACAGGUGGGUAUUUCUUGUUACGAAGUGGACUUGAUAACCAUAAAUUGUGAAGGUUGUGAAUUUGAAAUAAUGGAAGAAAUUCUAGCAAGUGGAAUGAUCGGUCAGUUUAGACAUAUUCAAUUUGCUACGCAUCCUACAUUGAAACAUCUGAAAAAUCCUGCAGAAAGAUAUUGUGAAAUUCAAGAAAAACUUAAGAGGACCCAUAAAGCUUCAUAUCAGUAUAAAUGGUGUUGGGAAAGUUGGACACGGAAGGAUCUUCUUUAGAUGUAUUUGA